This is a messenger RNA of Hypomesus transpacificus, 2378 nucleotides long. RefSeq names its product E3 ubiquitin-protein ligase MARCHF3-like. The record is from RefSeq and is a predicted model, not a curated record. The transcript is spliced from 7 exons. Lineage: Eukaryota; Metazoa; Chordata; Actinopteri; Osmeriformes; Osmeridae. Gene Ontology annotation, biological process: protein ubiquitination. Gene Ontology annotation, molecular function: zinc ion binding; ubiquitin-protein transferase activity. The coding region runs from base 388 to 1215 and encodes 275 amino acids.
CUACUGGCUAGACCGACCACUGUACUCAACAGCUGACCGUGAAGUUUGCGUGCAUCCCUGAUAUCACAACAGAAGAAGAAUUCAAUUAUAGACUACGUUAUCGCUACUAGGCUAUGUGUUAUCUUAAAUUAAUACCAUGCAGUAAAGAACCACACAGUAUGGCAUAGUUGAACCAUGACAGUGACGGCUGGCUAGACAUCUGUGUUCAGUUUAUGGCAGUUGGAAUGGAGAUUCAUCCCCCAUGGCCACGAUUCAUUCAAGAGACCCACAUCAGAGUUGACCUUCUGAGUUAUUUGAACCGGAAUACAGCAGGAAGGCCCAGCAUAUAAGAUGGGAAAUCCUCAGUGAGAUCGUAGGCCUUUGCCUCAGAGACAACUGUCUGCCACCAUGACAACCAGCCGCUGCUCUUUGUUGCCGGAGGUGCUACAGGAGCGGUUGGACAGUGGCCCCUCAGGAUACUUGCGUGACAAGGACUGUAAUCCAAUGUGUGAUGUGGAUUUCUUAGUAGAGCCCACCCUACCAGGAAAAACAAUGGAGGAUAUGAGCAGUCCAGCAAUCAGACAGCCGGAGUAUUACAUGCAAGUGCCUGCCAAGGAUGGUCAGCUGCUCCCACCUGUAGUGGAGGCAUUCGCCAAACAGAGUCUUCUCUCUGAGAGGCCAAUGUGUCGUAUCUGCCAUGACGGAGGGGGCCAGGAAGAGCUGAUAUCCCCCUGCGAGUGUUCAGGCACCCUGGGGACCAUCCACCGGAGCUGCCUGGAGCACUGGCUCUCGUCCUCCGGCACCAGCUUCUGUGAGCUCUGCCACUACCAGUUCAAUGUCCAGAGGAAGUCUCGGCCACUGCUGGAGUGGAUGCGUAACCCAGGCCUACGUCAGGAGAAACGGACCCUCUUUGGGGAUAUGGUGUGCUUCCUGCUCAUCACACCCCUGGCCACCAUCUCUGGCUGGCUGUGUCUGCGGGGAGCAGUGGAUCACCUGCACUUUGCCAGCCGGCUAGAGGCCGUGGGUCUCAUUGCUCUCACUGUGGCCCUUUUCACAAUUUACCUAUUCUGGACACUGGUGUCUCUCAGGUAUCACUGUCGGCUGUAUAACGAGUGGCGACAAACCAAUCAACGGGUUGUCCUCCUCCUCCCUAAGUCGAACGGUGAAGCCAUUGCCCCGCUGUCUUUACGGGGCCCGCCCUGUGAGAAACGGCCAUCUAAAGAGACCAUAGUCUGAUGGCCCCCAACAUUUAGUCUCCUCAGAAGAGUUAAUGUACAAACUGUACGUAAAGAUGUUGGUUCCUUUCACCCUAGACGAGGGCACAGAGGGCACACUUAAAAAAGUGCCACAAUGAAAUGUGCCAAAUUUCCUGUCUAAGUGGCAUUGAGCCAUGAAGAACUGAUAAUCUCAGCAGCACACCUAUGGAUCCGACUGGUUUCUGUUUUUAUUUUGAAGAACCCCCCCCACCCCCAAGAUUCAUUGGCUUUUCUCGGUUUCAACCCAUCUUAAAAUCAACAAACCAAGGAGGUGGACAACUUUCUGUGAUCAAGUGCUGUAACUCUCGAUUCCCGUAAUGUGUAGAAGAGUUAGUCCUGUUAUUGUGACAUCUUCAGACCUCCAUGAUAUCAACAUUGUUGUUUUCAAUGUUAAAAGGGCAUUUAAUUACUAUUUACUCAAUAGUACAUAACAGAUUAAAUAAAAACACAUUGUACUUGAAGUGUAUAAACAUUUGAUAUAAAGCCUUUUGUUCAAGUACUUGAAAUAGUUUGCACUCUUAACUAAACCAAACAUGUAUGUGGGUCUUUGUGCCUCAAACUAGUUUGAAAAAAAGGGCCCCUGCAGUUGCUGCAUGGAUAGGCAGAUGUACACUAACAGUUGAUUUUAAAGCAAAGUUGAGAAAGCGUUUAAUAGUUCGGAAAAUGUAUGAACAAAAUUUCAAUCAAUUUAUGAUGACAAACAAAGGUACAUCAUAAAUGUAAUCACAAAUAAGCAUUGUAGUUGUCUUGACAUGACAGUCUUCUAAUUUGUCUGUUGUUGCGUGUAGUCUAUCUUUGGUCAUGGACUGAAUACUUACUGCUUUACAGAGUGGAUGUGCACUUAUUUUGUCUUGUUCUAGAAAUGGUCAUUGUGUAGCUUAGCAAACUCUUCAGACAAUGUUCAUAAGGGGCCAAACCACUGUAACUUAGCUUGAACUACCUUUUAAAUACACUGUUACUGUUGAAGAAACCAAAUUCAAAACAUUGCAUUCUACCAGAUCUCUAUAACUCAGAUUUUUUUGUUUUUAUUUUAUGACUGUUGGAGCACUUAACAAUUCAUAUUUAUGUUUUUCAACACGUUUUGUUUAAAUAUUACUUUUGACUGUCAAAUUAACAGAUUAAAGUUUUGGUGAUUAUCCCUUC